AUUUGCAAAGCAAGAUGAGAAGUUGCUUGUUUACCACCAUGGCUCAACCACCAGACCAUUGAAGUUUGCAGAAUGAAAUUAAUCCAACGAUUAAUUUAAAUUAUAAUCCACCGAUUUCUAAGAUCAGGACUUACAUUGGCACCUGCUCACCAGGAGCCUUAUCUCAAGCCAUGGCAGAAUCCAGAGACUACGUUGGAGUCUUCCUCACUGAAUUUAAGCAAGAAAUCAUUGUACGAGCAAGACAAGUCAGCGACAUCACAGAGGCAGUCUUCUGCCAAAGUUUGAUUCAUGACAGCACAGUUCGUCAAAUCCAGCAUGCUCCUACUGAGCAGGAGGCGAUGAAACUUCUCUUUGAGGCCCUAGAAAGAUCAUCUUCUCAGCAAAGAGCGUCCUUCCACCUGAUACUAAGAAUGACUGAACCUGAACUUAUUCACGAACUAGAAUGGAGACAACGAAACACCAAGUGUACUCAGACUGAAGAGGAUCUAUCAUGUGGCGAAAGAAAAGAGGAAGACUAUAAGCGUGGACACGGGGCUGACUCGCAGAUAAAGAAAGAUUCACUGGCGAGAAGAAGACUCAUGAAAAUGGAACAGGAGUUAAAUCGUGAAAAGCACAUACUUGAGCAAAUAAGAGCUAACCUGCAAAGAGAAAGAAAUGUUCUGGAAAACAAACAUGUUGAAAUUGUCAGAGAGAGACAGAACUGUGAAAAUGUGCAAGCUGAGGUUCAGAAAGCAAAACAAGAAAUUGAGAAGAGCAGGGAAGAGUUAAAACUUGAGGCAGAUCGGCUAAACCAACUGACAGCUGAUAUGCUUAAAGAGAAAGUACUCUUGGAGAACAGAUAUAACGAGACCAACAAGUUUUACAGGAACAAAGAAGAGUUGAAUAAAAACAUAGAGAUGAUGAGAAAUGAAAUAAAGCAAAUGCAAGAGAUGAAAACUAAACUGAUGGGACAGAAGGACGAUGUGGAGGCCAAACUAGAGAAGGCAAUAAAGGAAAUUCAUAAACUUCAACAGCUGAAGAUAGACCUACAGAGACGAAAUGAAGAAACUGAGUACAAAUUCAUACAGACACAGAGCAAUAUGGAUGAAAUUGAACAGAAGAAGGCUGAAAUACUAAAACAAAAAGAGGAGGUUGAAAACAAAAUGCGACUUGUGAAAACAGAGGCAGAAAAAUUGCAAUGGGUCAAGGAGGAAAUACAACAACAAAGAAAAGAAUUAGAAGAAAGGAUGCAGUGGGCAAAACGAGAGAUGGAAGAGCUGGAACUUAUGAAAAAAGAGAUGGACACGAAAAGAAAACAUUUUGACCAAAUGAUGAAGCAGACCACUCGAAGAACGGGUGAAAUAGACAGAAUUAGAGCGGAAAUGCAGAAAGAAAGAGUGGAAAUUGAACACAAAAGGGAUGAAAUACAAAAAGCAAGAGAGGACUUCCAGCUAAGGGUUGAGAAAAACAGUCUUCACAUGGAAGAAAACGAAGGGAUAAAUGCUAAGAUUGUAAACCUCAUUUAUCAAAUUGAAAGAACAAGGGAAAUUUUAUGGGAUACAACCUUUAAUAUGGAAAAUACAAUCCCAGAAAGCCAAUUAGGAGCAGUAGAAGUAAAUAAGAUGAAAUGCGAAAUGCAGAGACUAGUAGUAGAAAUUGAAUACAUCAGAGAAAUGUUACAGUGGCUUAAAACAGAAACUGAUCAAAGCAAGGAGGUUAAUCGGAGGGAAAAGGAAGACAUAAGAAUGUUAAAGCUUGAGAUCCAACGAAGAAAAAGAGACCUUGAAAAGAAAGAAGAAAAGAUUAGGAGAGAACAAGGUGACUUAGAAAUCAUGAGUGCCAAGAUACAGCAACAAAAAAAAGAAUUGUCAAGAACUUUGGAAGAAAUACGUAAAAAUAAAAUGUGGCAGGCAACGGACAAUUUGCCAAAAACGAUGGAUGAAAUAGACCAUGACAAAGAGAGUAAAGGCAGGGUAGUUGAUAAACUUUUGCUUGACCAAAGAGAGACUGAACUGAAUCAACAAAAACAAAUUCUGGAGAAAAAUCUAAAGGAAGUAAUGGAGGAGAGAAGUAAACUCGGCAUGAUGAGAAUGGAACUUGAAUCUCAAAUACAUGACGUAGAAGACAACAGGAAGGAAAUAAAACAGAAGAAAGAGGAACUUGAUGAGUUGAUAAAAGGCAUAGAUAUGGAGAAAAAAGCAAUUGAAAAGAACAGCCUCUUAAAUCAUAAUAUGAGAAAUGAGUUAGAAGCAAGAAGGGCAAAACUGAAUGCUGAACAAGAAGUUAUCAUCCUUGAAAAACAAGAAAUACAGAAUGAGAGAAAAAGCUUGGAGCAGUCAAAGGCAUCUAUGCAGAGUGAAAUGCAGGACUUGAAGAACGCUUUAGAAAAAGCCAAGAUGGACAUACAAAACCUGGAAGAAAUUAAGACACGAUUAGAAAAAGAACAAUUCAGAAUCAUUGGUGACACAAAUCAAGAGAAGCAUGCCUUGGAGAAGAUGGUGACUGAGAUAGCAAAGGAAAAGGGAGAUAUUGAAACAACAAAAGCCCUUCUUGAAAAAGACAAAAAUAAUCUGGACAACAAGUGGAUGGACUUGCAGAGAAGAGAGGAGGAGUUGCAACUGCAAAUAACAAGUCAAAGGGAAAAAGAGGACAGUGACCGUCUGAUAAUGGAGGAACAGAGAAAAGCACUGGAAAAAGAAAUUGAUGAGAUGAACCAACAGAAAAAAGAGGCAGAAAAAGAAAGGGAAGACAUAUUGAAGAAAAGAAAAGAACUUAAUACUCUCAAAGCGCAACUUAUAAAAGAGGGUGAAGAAAUGCAGGAAACCAAAAAGAAGAUAAUAAUGGACAAAGAAAUACUUGACCAAAGACAGACAGACAUUCAACAACAAAACAAAAUUCUGGAGGACAAUAUGAAAGAAAUGAUUGAGGAUAAAUGUAAGCUGGAUAAGAUGAAAAUGGAAUCUGAAGCACAGAUACAAGAAAUGGACAUUGUCAGGGAGAAGAUGAAGCAAGAGAGAAAUGAUUUUGAUCGGUUGAUGAAUUACUUGCGAAUAGAAAAACAGAAUAUUGAAAAGGAUAUAUCCCUAAACAACAAUCUGAGAAAUGAACUAGAAGAAAUGAAGACAAAACUACAUGCUGAACAAAAAGUUAUCACCCUUGAAAAGCAAAAAAUAGAGAAUGAGAGAAAAAGUUUUCAGUUGUCAGAGGCAACUAUGCAGAGAGAAAUCGAGGACAUGAAGAAUGCUUUGGAAAAAGUCAGGAUAAGCAUGCAAGAACUAGAACAAGAAGCAAAGCAAUAUGGAAUUCAUGUUGAAGAAAUAAAUCAGAAGAAGAAUGACCUGGAAUUGAUGCCUGCAGCAACAUCAGAACAAAAUGCUGCUAAGAAAAAUAAAGAUAUGGGAACUGAGUUAAAGAAACAGAAGGAAAAUCUAAAGGCUGAAACAGAAAAGGCAAUGAAAGAAAUGUAUCAACUUGAACAGCUGAAAGUAGACACGCAGAUACAGAAUGAUGAGGUCGAGAACAAUAGAAUUGAGCAGAUGAAGGCUGAGAUACUUAAGCAAAAGAAUGAGGUUGAAGAAAAAAUGCGUCUUGUGAAAAUAGAGAUGGAAAAGAUACAACAGGUCAAGGAGGAAAUUCAACAACAAAGAAAUGAACUGGAGGAAAGGGCACAGAGGAUCAAACGAGAGAUGGCAGAAAUGGAGCUUGAGAAAAAAGAGAUGGAAAGUAUGAGAAAAGAUCUUAACCAAAGGAUGAAGCAUGUAAAAAGGAAAAAAGAUGAGCUAGACAGAAUAAGGGAAGAAAUCCAGAAAGAAAAAGAAGAAAUGGAAAGCAAAUGGGCAAUAGCUGAGAAGCAGAGAUAUGAAAUAGAAUGUGCUGAAGCUGAAAUACAAAGAACAAAAGAGGAAUUUGAGAAAAGCGUCAAAGAAGUCACUUCGGAUAUGGAACAAAAAGAAGAGAUAAGUGCUGAGAUUAUCAGUAUUAUUGACCUGAUUGAACAGACUAGAGAAAUUGCACGGAACACCAAAAUUCACUUUGAAAGUAGAAUGUCAGAAAAACAACAAGUGGCAGUAGAGGAAAACAGUAUUAAAAUAGAAAUGGACAGACUUGUUCUAGAAAUUGAAAACAUUAGAGAGAUGUUACAACAACUUAAAUUAGAAAUGAAGCAAAAUCAGGAGGUGUUUAAAAGAGAAAAAGAAGGCAUGAAAAUGUUAAAGACAGAAAUGCAGCGAAGAAAAAGAGACCUUGAACACAAAGCAGAACAGAAUAUGAGAGAACGAGGUGAAUUAGAAGUGAUGAGUGCCAAAAUAAUGCAAAAAAAGAAAGAAUUGGAGGUAACAUAUGAAGAAAUAAGAAAAACUAAAGGAAGGCAGACAGAAGAAGAUGCACAAAGAGCAGUGGAUGAAAGAGUGAAUGGCAAAAUGAAAGAAAAGAAAACACAGGACAAACUGCUAGAUCAUGAAAAACUGCAGAUGGAGCUGGAACCAAAGGCUGCCUUGGAGAAGAUGGGUGCUGAAAUGGCAAAGCAAAAGCAAGACAUUGAGGCUAACCAAGCCCUUCUGGAGAAGGAGAAAAAUGAUCUUGAAAAGAAUUGUCUGGAUCUGCAGAGAAGAGAGGAAGAGUUGCAAUCGCAAAUUGCAAAGAUGACGAAAGAGAAAGAAGAAGUUGAUAAAAUCAGGAAAGAAAUAACCAUGAAGGAGCAAGAUGUUGAAGAGCAACAGUCUAUGAUCAACAAUGUGAAAAAAGAGCUGGAAAAAAUAAAGGAGAAACUGAAAGAGGACCAAGAAGCUAUCACUCUUGAAAAGGAAGUUUUAGAGAAUGAGAGAAAAAGACGUGACCAAUCAAUGGCCUCUAUGCAGAAGGAAAUGCAGGACAUAAGGAACGCUCUAGAAAAAGCCAAGAUGGACGUACAAAACGUGGAGGAAAUUAACAGAAGAUUGGCACAGGAAAUAGAUGAAUGCAGACUUAUUGCUGAAGACACGAAGAAACAAAAGGCUGCCUUGGACAAUAUGGCUGCUGAAAUGGCGAAGCAAAAGCAAGACAUUGACGCUAACCAAACCCUUCUGGAGAAAGAGAAAAAUGAUCUUGAAAAGAAUUGUCUGGAUUUGCAGAGAAGAGAGGAAGAGUUGCAAUUGCAAAUUGCAAAGAUGAACCAAGAGAAAGAAGAAUUUGAUAAAAUCAGGAAAGAAAUAACCAUGAAGGAGCAAGAUGUUGAAGAGCGAAAGUCUAUGAUCAACAAUGUGAAAAAAGAGCUGGAACAAAUGAAGGAGAAACUGAAAGAGAACCAAGAAGCUAUAACUCUUGAAAAGAAAGAGUUAGAGAAUGAGAGAAAAAGACUUGACCAAUCAAUGGCCUCUAUGCAGAAGGAAAUGCAGGACAUGAGUAACACUCUGGAAAAAGCCAAGAUGGACGUACAAAACGUGGAGGAAAUUAACAGAAGUUUGGCACAGGAAAUAGAUGAAUGCAGACUUAUUGCUGAAGACACAAAGCAACAGAAGGAUGCCUUGGAGAAGAUUGGUGCUGAAAUGGCAAAGCAAAAGCAAGACACUGAGGCUAAUCAAGACCUUCUGGAGAAAGAGAAAAAUGAUCUGGUAAAGAAAUGUCUGGAUUUGCAGAGAAGAGAGGAGGAGUUGCAAGCACAAACUGCAAAUAUAACAAAAGAGAAAGAAGAAGUUGAUAAAAUCAGGAAAGAAAUAACCAUGAAGGAGCAAGAUGUUGAAGAGCAACAGUCUAUGAUCAACAAUGUGAAGACAGAGCUAGAAAAAAUGAUGGUGAAACUGAAAGAGGACCAAGAAGCUAUGGCUCUUGAAAAGCAAGAGUUAGAGAAUGAGAGACAAAGAGUUGAUCAGAAAAACGUAUCUAUGCAGAAGGAAAUGCAGGACAUGAGGAACGCUCUAGAAAAAGGCAAGAUGGACGUACAAAACGUGGAGGAAAUAAACAGGAGAUUGGCAGAGGAAAUAGAUGAAUGCAGACUUAUUGCUGAAGACACAAAGAAACAAAAGGCUGCCUUGGACAAUAUGGCUGCUGAAAUGGCGAAGCAAAAGCAGAACAUUGAGGCUAACCAAGCCCUUCUGGAAAAAGAGAAAAAUGAUCUUGAAAAGAAUUGUCUGGAUCUGCAGAGAAGAGAGGAAGAGUUGCAAUCGCAAAUUGCAAAGAUGAAGCAAGAGAAAGAAGAAUUUGAUAAAAUCAGGAAAGAAAUAACCAUGAAGGAGCAAGAUGUUGAAGAGCAAAAGUCUAUGAUCAACACUGUGAAAGAAGAGCUGGAACAAAUGAAGGAGAAACUGAAAGAGGACCAAGAAGCUAUAACUCUUGAAAAGGAAGAGUUAGAGAAUGAGAAAAAAAGACUUGACCAAUCAAUGUCUUCUAUGCAGAAGGAAAUGCAGGACAUGAGGAACACUCUAGAAAAAGCCAAGAUGGACGUAAAAAACGUGGAGGAAAUUAACAGACGAUUGGCACAGGAAAUAGUUGAAUGCAGACUUAUUGCUGAAGACACAAAGAAACAAAAGGCUGCCUUGGACAAUAUGGCUGCUGAAAUGGCGAAGCAAAAGCACAACAUUGAGGCUAACCAAGCCCUUCUGGAGACAAAGAAAAAUGAUCUUGAAAAGAAUUGUCUGGAUUUGCAGAAAAGAGAGGAGGAGUUGCAAUCGCAAAUUGCAAAGAUGAAGCAAGAGAAAGAUGAAGUUGAUAAAAUCAGGAAAGAAAUAACCAUGAAGGAGCAAGAUGUUGAAGAGCAACAGUCUAUGAUCAAAAAUGUGAAAAAAGAGCUAGAACAAACAAAGGAGAAACUGAAAGAGGACCACGACGCUAUCACUCUUGAAAAGGAAGAGUUAGAGAAUGAGAAAAAACGACUUGACCAAUCAAUGGCCUCUAUGCAGAAGGAAAUGCAGGACAUGAGGAACGCUCUAGAAAAAGCCAAGAUGGACGUACAAAACGUGGAGGAAAUUAACAGAAGUUUGGCACAGGAAAUAGAUGAAUGCAGACUUAUUGCUGAAGACACAAAGCAACAGAAAGAUGCCUUGGAGAAGAUUGGUGCUGAAAUGGCAAAGCAAAAGCAAGACACUGAGGCUAAUCAAGACCUUCUGGAGAAAGAGAAAAAUGAUCUUGAAAAGAAAUGUCUGGAUUUGCAGAGAAGAGAGGAAGAGUUGCAAGCACAAACUGCAAAUAUAACAAAAGAGAAAGAAGAAGUUGAUAAAAUCAGGAAAGAAAUAACCAUGAAGGAGCAAGAUGUUGAAGAGCAAAAGUCUAUGAUCAACAAUGUGAAAAAAGAGCUGGAACAAAUGAAGGAGAAACUGAAAGAGAACCAAGAAGCUAUAACUCUUGAAAAGAAAGAGUUAGAGAAUGAGAGAAAAAGACUUGACCAAUCAAUGGCCUCUAUGCAGAAGGAAAUGCAGGACAUGAGUAACACUCUGGAAAAAGCCAAGAUGGACGUACAAAACGUGGAGGAAAUUAACAGAAGAUUGGCACAGGAAAUAGAUGAAUGCAGACUUAUGGCUAAAGACACAAAGCAACAGAAGGAUGUAUUGGAGAUCAUGGGUGCUGAAAUGGCAAAGCAAAAGCAAGACAUUGAGGCUAACCAAGCCCUUCUGGAGAAAGAAAAAAAUGAUCUUGAACAGACUUGUCUGGAUUUGCAGAGAAGAGAGGAGGAGUUGCAAUUGCAAAUAGCAAAGAUGAAGGAAGAGAAAGAAGAAUUUGAUAAAAUCAGGAAAGAAAUAACCAUGAAGGAGCAAGAUGUUGAAGAGCAAAAGUCUAUGAUAAACACUGUGAAAAACGAGCUGGAACAAAUGAAGGAGAAACUGAAAGAUGACCAAGAAGCUAUAUGUGUUGAAAAGGAAGAGUUAGAGAAUGAGAAAAGAAAACUUGACCAAUCAGUGGCCUCUAAGCAGAAGGAAAUGCAGGACAUGAGAAUUGGUCUGGAAAAAGCCAAGAUGGACGUACAAAACCUGGAGGAAAUUAACAGAAGAUUGGCACAGGAAAUAAAUCAAUGCAGACUUAUUGCUGAAGACACAAAACAACAGAAGGAUGCCUUGGAGAUAAUGGGUGCUGAAAUGGCAAAACAAAAGCAAGACAUUGAGGCUAAUCAAGCCCUUCUGGAGAAAGAGAAAAAUGAUCUUGAAAAGAAUUGUCUUGAUUUGCAGAGAAGAAAGGAGGAGUUGCAAGCACAAAUUGCAAUGAUGAAGGAAGAGAAAGAAGAAUUUGAUAAAAUCAGAAAAGAAAUAACCAUGAAGGAGCAAGAUGUUGAAGAGCAAAAGUCUAUGAUCAACACUGUGAAAAACGAGCUGGAACAAAUUAAGGAGAAACUGAAAGAGAACCAAGAAGCUAUAACUCUUGAAAAGGAAGAGAUAGAGAAUGAGAAAAGAAGACUUGACCAAUCAAUGGCCUCUAUGCAGAAGGAAAUGCAGGACAUGAGGAAUGCUCUAGACAAAGCCAAGAUGGACGUACAAAACGUGGAGGAAAUUAACAGAAGAUUGGCACAGGAAAUAGAUGAAUGCAGACUUAUUGCUGAAGAUACAAAGCAACAGAAGGAUGCCUUGGAGAAGAUUGGUGCUGAAAUAGCAAAGCAAAAGCAAGACACUGAGGCUAAUCAAGACCUUCUGGAGAAAGAGAAAAAUGAUCUGGUAAAGAAAUGUCUGGAUUUGCAGAGAAGAGAGGAGGAGUUGCAAGCACAAACUGCAAAUAUAACAAAAGAGAAAGAAGAAGUUGAUAAAAUCAGGAAAGAAAUAACGAUGAAGGAGCAAGAUGUUGAAGAGCAACAGUCUAUGAUCAACAAUGUGAAGACAGAGCUAGAAAAAAUGAUGGUGAAACUGAAAGAGGACCAAGAAGCUAUGGCUCUUGAAAAGCAAGAGUUAGAGAAUGAGAGACAAAGAGUUGAUCAGAAAAACGUAUCUAUGCAGAAGGAAAUGCAGGACAUGAGGAACGCUCUAGAAAAAGCCAAGAUGGACGUACAAAACGUGGAGGAAAUUAACAGGAGAUUGGCAGAGGAAAUAGAUGAAUGCAGACUUAUUGCUGAAGACACAAAGAAACAAAAGGCUGCCUUGGACAAUAUGGCUGCUGAAAUGGCGAAGCAAAAGCAGAACAUUGAGGCUAACCAAGCCCUUCUGGAAAAAGAGAAAAAUGAUCUUGAAAAGAAUUGUCUGGAUCUGCAGAGAAGAGAGGAAGAAUUGCAAUCGCAAAUUGCAAAGAUGAAGCAAGAGAAAGAAGAAUUUGAUAAAAUCAGGAAAGAAAUAACCAUGAAGGAGCAAGAUGUUGAAGAGCAAAAGUCUAUGAUCAACACUGUGAAAGAAGAGCUAGAACAAACAAAGGAGAAACUGAAAGAGGACCACGAUGCUAUCACUCUUGAAAAGGAAGAGUUAGAGAAUGAGAAAAAACGACUUGACCAAUCAAUGGCCUUUAUGCAGAAGGAAAUGCAGGACAUGAGGAAUGCUCUAGAAAAAUCCAAGAUGGACGUACAAAAUGUGGAGGAAAUUAACAGAAGAUUGGCACAGGAAAUAGAUGAAUGCAGACUUAUUGCUGAAGACACAAAGCAACAGAAGGAUGCCUUGGAGAAGAUGGGUGCUGAAAUGGCAAAGCAAAAGCAAGACUUUGAGGCUAAUCAAGACCUUCUGGAGAAAGAGAAAAAUGAUCUGGAAAAGAAAUGUCUGGAUUUGCAGAGAAGAGAGGAGGAGUUGAAAUUGCAAAUUGCAAAGAUGAAGCAAGAGAAAGAAGAAUUUGAUAAAAUCAGGAAAGAAAUAACCAUGAAGGAGCAAGAUGUUGAAGAGCAACAGUCUAUGAUCAAAAAUGUGAAAAAAGAGCUGGAACAAACAAAGGAGAAACUGAAAGAGGACCAAGAAGCUAUCACUCUUGAAAAGGAAGAGUUAGAGAAUGAGAAAAAACGACUUGUCCAAUCAAUGGCCUCUAUGCAGAAGGAAAUGCAGGACAUGAGGAACGCUCUAGAAAAAGCCAAGAUGGACGUACAAAACGUGGAGGAAAUUAACAGAAGUUUGGCACAGGAAAUAGAUGAAUGCAGACUUAUUGCUGAAGACACAAAGCAACAGAAAGAUGCCUUGGAGAAGAUUGGUGCUGAAAUGGCAAAGCAAAAGCAAGACACUGAGGCUAAUCAAGACCUUCUGGAGAAAGAGAAAAAUGAUCUGGAAAAGAAAUGUCUGGAUUUGCAGAGAAGAGAGGAGGAGUUGCAAGCACAAACUGCAAAUAUAACAAAAGAGAAAGAAGAAGUUGAUAAAAUCAGGAAAGAAAUAACUAUGAAGGAGCAAGAUGUUGAAGAGCAACAGUCUAUGAUCAACAAUGUGAAGACAGAGCUAGAAAAAAUGAUGGUGAAACUGAAAGAGGACCAAGAAGCUAUGGCUCUUGAAAAGCAAGAGUUAGAGAAUGAGAGACAAAGACUUGAUCAGAAAAACAGAUCUAUGCAGAAGGAAAUGCAGGACAUGAGGAACGCUCUAGAAAAAGCCAAGAUGGACGUACAAAAUGUGGAGGAAAUUAACAGACGAUUGGCACAGGAAAUAGAUGAAUGCAGACUUAUUGCUGAAGACACAAAGCAACAGAAGGAUGCCUUGGAGAAGAUGGGUGCUGAAAUGGCAAAGCAAAAGCAAGACUUUGAGGCUAAUCAAGACCUUCUGGAGAAAGAGAAAAAUGAUCUGGAAAAGAAAUGUCUGGAUUUGCAGAGAAGAGAGGAGGAGUUGAAAUUGCAAAUUGCAAAGAUGAAGCAAGAGAAAGAAGAAUUUGAUAAAAUCAGGAAAGAAAUAACCAUGAAGGUGCAAGAUGUUGAAGAUCAACAGUCUAUGAUCAAAAAUGUGAAAAAAGAGCUGGAACAAACAAAGGAGAAACUGAAAGAGGACCACGACGCUAUCACUCUUGAAAAGGAAGAGUUAGAGAAUGAGAAAAAACGACUUGACCAAUCAAUGGCCUCUAUGCAGAAGGAAAUGCAGGACAUGAGGAAUGCUCUAGAAAAAGCCAAGAUGGACGUACAAAACGUGGAGGACAUUAACAGAAGACUGGCACAGGAAAUAGAUGAAUGCAGACUUAUUGCUGAAGACACAAAGAAACAAAAGGCUGCCUUGGACAAUAUGGCUGCUGAAAUGGCAAAGCAAAAGCAAGACAUUGAGGCUAACCAAGCCCUUCUGGAGGAAGACAAAAAUGAUUUUGAAAAGAAUUGUCUGGAUCUGCAGAGAAGAGAGGAGGAGUUGCAAGCACAAACUGCAAAUAUAACAAAAGAGAAAGAAGAAGUUGAUAAAAUCAGGAAAGAAAUAACCAUGAAGGAGCAAGAUGUUGAAGAGCAACAGUCUAUGAUCAACAAUGUGAAGACAGAGCUAGAAAAAAUGAUGGUGAAACUGAAAGAAGACCAAGAAGCUAUAACUCUUGAAAAGGAAGUUUUAGAGAAUGAGAGAAAAAGACUAGACCAAUCAAUGGCCUCUAUGGAGAAGGAAAUGCAGGACAUGAGGAACGCUCUAGAAAAAGCCAAGAUGGACGUACAAAAUGUGGAGGAAAUUAACAGAAGAUUGGCACAGGAAAUAGAUCAAUGCAGACUUAUUGCUGAAGACACAAAGAAACAAAAGGCUGCCUUGGACAAUAUGGCUGCUGAAAUGGCAAAGCAAAAGCAAGACAUUGAGGCUAACCAAGCCCUUCUGGAAAAAGAGAAAAAUGAUCUUGAAAAGAAUUGUCUGGAUUUGCAGAGAAGAGAGGAAGAGUUGCAAUCGCAAAUUGCAAAGAUGACGAAAGAGAAAGAAGAAUUUGAUAAAAUCAGGAAAGAAAUAACCAUGAAGGUGCAAGAUGUUGAAGAUCAACAGUCUAUGAUCAAAAAUGUGAAAAAAGAGCUGGAACAAACAAAGGAGAAACUGAAAGAGGACCACGACGCUAUCACUCUUGAAAAGGAAGAGUUAGAGAAUGAGAAAAAACGACUUGACCAAUCAAUGGCCUCUAUGCAGAAGGAAAUGCAGGACAUGAGGAAUGCUCUAGAAAAAGCCAAGAUGGACGUACAAAAUGUGGAGGAAAUUAACAGAAGAUUGGCACAGGAAAUAGAUCAAUGCAGACUUAUUGCUGAAGACACAAAGAAACAAAAGGCUGCCUUGGACAAUAUGGCUGCUGAAAUGGCAAAGCAAAAGCAAGACAUUGAGGCUAACCAAGCCCUUCUGGAAAAAGAGAAAAAUGAUCUUGAAAAGAAUUGUCUGGAUUUGCAGAGAAGAGAGGAAGAGUUGCAAUCGCAAAUUGCAAAGAUGACGAAAGAGAAAGAAGAAUUUGAUAAAAUCAGGAAAGAAAUAACCAUGAAGGUGCAAGAUGUUGAAGAUCAACAGUCUAUGAUCAAAAAUGUGAAAAAAGAGCUGGAACAAACAAAGGAGAAACUGAAAGAGGACCACGACGCUAUCACUCUUGAAAAGGAAGAGUUAGAGAAUGAGAAAAAACGACUUGACCAAUCAAUGGCCUCUAUGCAGAAGGAAAUGCAGGACAUGAGGAAUGCUCUAGAAAAAGCCAAGAUGGACGUACAAAACGUGGAGGACAUUAACAGAAGACUGGCACAGGAAAUAGAUGAAUGCAGACUUAUUGCUGAAGACACAAAGAAACAAAAGGCUGCCUUGGACAAUAUGGCUGCUGAAAUGGCAAAGCAAAAGCAAGACAUUGAGGCUAACCAAGCCCUUCUGGAGGAAGACAAAAAUGAUUUUGAAAAGAAUUGUCUGGAUCUGCAGAGAAGAGAGGAGGAGUUGCAAGCACAAACUGCAAAUAUAACAAAAGAGAAAGAAGAAGUUGAUAAAAUCAGGAAAGAAAUAACCAUGAAGGAGCAAGAUGUUGAAGAGCAACAGUCUAUGAUCAACAAUGUGAAGACAGAGCUAGAAAAAAUGAUGGUGAAACUGAAAGAAGACCAAGAAGCUAUAACUCUUGAAAAGGAAGUUUUAGAGAAUGAGAGAAAAAGACUAGACCAAUCAAUGGCCUCUAUGGAGAAGGAAAUGCAGGACAUGAGGAACGCUCUAGAAAAAGCCAAGAUGGACGUACAAAAUGUGGAGGAAAUUAACAGAAGAUUGGCACAGGAAAUAGAUCAAUGCAGACUUAUUGCUGAAGACACAAAGAAACAAAAGGCUGCCUUGGACAAUAUGGCUGCUGAAAUGGCAAAGCAAAAGCAAGACAUUGAGGCUAACCAAGCCCUUCUGGAAAAAGAGAAAAAUGAUCUUGAAAAGAAUUGUCUGGAUUUGCAGAGAAGAGAGGAAGAGUUGCAAUCGCAAAUUGCAAAGAUGACGAAAGAGAAAGAAGAAUUUGAUAAAAUCAGGAAAGAAAUAACCAUGAAGGUGCAAGAUGUUGAAGAUCAACAGUCUAUGAUCAAAAAUGUGAAAAAAGAGCUGGAACAAACAAAGGAGAAACUGAAAGAGGACCACGACGCUAUCACUCUUGAAAAGGAAGAGUUAGAGAAUGAGAAAAAACGACUUGACCAAUCAAUGGCCUCUAUGCAGAAGGAAAUGCAGGACAUGAGGAAUGCUCUAGAAAAAGCCAAGAUGGACGUACAAAAUGUGGAGGAAAUUAACAGAAGAUUGGCACAGGAAAUAGAUCAAUGCAGACUUAUUGCUGAAGACACAAAGAAACAAAAGGCUGCCUUGGACAAUAUGGCUGCUGAAAUGGCAAAGCAAAAGCAAGACAUUGAGGCUAACCAAGCCCUUCUGGAAAAAGAGAAAAAUGAUCUUGAAAAGAAUUGUCUGGAUUUGCAGAGAAGAGAGGAAGAGUUGCAAUCGCAAAUUGCAAAGAUGACGAAAGAGAAAGAAGAAUUUGAUAAAAUCAGGAAAGAAAUAACCAUGAAGGUGCAAGAUGUUGAAGAUCAACAGUCUAUGAUCAAAAAUGUGAAAAAAGAGCUGGAACAAACAAAGGAGAAACUGAAAGAGGACCACGACGCUAUCACUCUUGAAAAGGAAGAGUUAGAGAAUGAGAAAAAACGACUUGACCAAUCAAUGGCCUCUAUGCAGAAGGAAAUGCAGGACAUGAGGAAUGCUCUAGAAAAAGCCAAGAUGGACGUACAAAACGUGGAGGACAUUAACAGAAGACUGGCACAGGAAAUAGAUGAAUGCAGACUUAUUGCUGAAGACACAAAGAAACAAAAGGCUGCCUUGGACAAUAUGGCUGCUGAAAUGGCAAAGCAAAAGCAAGACAUUGAGGCUAACCAAGCCCUUCUGGAGGAAGACAAAAAUGAUUUUGAAAAGAAUUGUCUGGAUCUGCAGAGAAGAGAAGAGGAGUUGCAAUUGCAAAUUGGAAAGAUGAAGGAAGAGAAAGAAGAAGUUGAUAAAAUCAGGAAAGAAAUAACCAUGAAGGAGCAAGAUGUUGAAGAGCAACAGUCUAUGAUCAACAAUGUGAAGACAGAGCUAGAAAAAAUGAUGGUGAAACUGAAAGAGGACCAAGAAGCUAUGGCUCUUGAAAAGCAAGAGUUAGAGAAUGAGAGACAAAGACUUGAUCAGAAAAACGGAUCUAUGCAGAAGGAAAUGCAGGACAUGAGGAACGCUCUAGAAAAAGCCAAGAUGGACGUACAAAACGUGGAGGAAAUUAACAGACGAUUGGCACAGGAAAUAGAUGAAUGCAGACUUAUUGCUGAAGACACAAAGAAACAAAAGGCUGCCUUGGACAAUAUGGCUGCUGAAAUGGCGAAGCAAAAGCAGAACAUUGAGGCUAACCAAGCCCUUCUGGAAAAAGAGAAAAAUGAUCUUGAAAAGAAUUGUCUGGAUCUGCAGAGAAGAGAGGAGGAGUUGAAAUUGCAAAUUGCAAAGAUGAAGCAAGAGAAAGAAGAAUUUGAUAAAAUUAGGAAAGAAAUAACCAUGAAGGAGCAAGAUGUUGAAGAGCAACAGUCUAUGAUCAAAAAUGUGAAAAAAGAGCUGGAACAAACAAAGGAGAAACUGAAAGAGAACCAAGAAGCUAUAACUCUUGAAAAGGAAGAGUUAGAGAAUGAGAAAAAACGACUUGACCAAUCAAUGGCCUCUAUGCAGAAGGAAAUGCAGGACAUGAGGAACGCUCUAGAAAAAGCCAAGAUGGACAUACAAAACGUGGACGAAAUUAACAGAAGUUUGGCACAGGAAAUAGAUGAAUGCAGACUUAUUGCUGAAGACACAAAGAAACAAAAGGCUGCCUUGGACAAUAUGGCUGCUGAAAUGGCAAAGCAAAAGCAAGACAUUGAGGCUAACCAAGCCCUUCUGGAGGAAGACAAAAAUGAUUUUGAAAAGAAUUGUCUGGAUCUGCAGAGAAGAGAAGAGGAGUUGCAAUUGCAAAUUGGAAAGAUGAAGGAAGAGAAAGAAGAAUUUGAUAAAAUCAGGAAAGAAAUAACCAUGAAGGAGCAAGAUGUUGAAGAGCAACAGUCUAUGAUCAACAAUGUGAAGACAGAGCUAGAAAAAAUGAUGGUGAAACUGAAAGAGGACCAAGAAGCUAUGGCUCUUGAAAAGCAAGAGUUAGAGAAUGAGAGACAAAGACUUGAUCAGAAAAACGGAUCUAUGCAGAAGGAAAUGCAGGACAUGAGGAACGCUCUAGAAAAAGCCAAGAUGGACGUACAAAAUGUGGAGGAAAUUAACAGAAGAUUGGCACAGGAAAUAGAUCAAUGCAGACUUAUUGCUGAAGACACAAAGAAACAAAAGGCUGCCUUGGACAAUAUGGCUGCUGAAAUGGCAAAGCAAAAGCAAGACAUUGAGGCUAACCAAGCCCUUCUGGAAAAAGAGAAAAAUGAUCUUGAAAAGAAUUGUCUGGAUUUGCAGAGAAGAGAGGAAGAGUUGCAAUCGCAAAUUGCAAAGAUGACGAAAGAGAAAGAAGAAUUUGAUAAAAUCAGGAAAGAAAUAACCAUGAAGGUGCAAGAUGUUGAAGAUCAACAGUCUAUGAUCAAAAAUGUGAAAAAAGAGCUGGAACAAACAAAGGAGAAACUGAAAGAGGACCACGACGCUAUCACUCUUGAAAAGGAAGAGUUAGAGAAUGAGAAAAAACGACUUGACCAAUCAAUGGCCUCUAUGCAGAAGGAAAUGCAGGACAUGAGGAAUGCUCUAGAAAAAGCCAAGAUGGACGUACAAAACGUGGAGGACAUUAACAGAAGACUGGCACAGGAAAUAGAUGAAUGCAGACUUAUUGCUGAAGACACAAAGAAACAAAAGGCUGCCUUGGACAAUAUGGCUGCUGAAAUGGCAAAGCAAAAGCAAGACAUUGAGGCUAACCAAGCCCUUCUGGAGGAAGACAAAAAUGAUUUUGAAAAGAAUUGUCUGGAUCUGCAGAGAAGAGAGGAGGAGUUGCAAGCACAAACUGCAAAUAUAACAAAAGAGAAAGAAGAAGUUGAUAAAAUCAGGAAAGAAAUAACCAUGAAGGAGCAAGAUGUUGAAGAGCAACAGUCUAUGAUCAACAAUGUGAAGACAGAGCUAGAAAAAAUGAUGGUGAAACUGAAAGAAGACCAAGAAGCUAUAACUCUUGAAAAGGAAGUUUUAGAGAAUGAGAGAAAAAGACUAGACCAAUCAAUGGCCUCUAUGGAGAAGGAAAUGCAGGACAUGAGGAACGCUCUAGAAAAAGCCAAGAUGGACGUACAAAAUGUGGAGGAAAUUAACAGAAGAUUGGCACAGGAAAUAGAUCAAUGCAGACUUAUUGCUGAAGACACAAAGAAACAAAAGGCUGCCUUGGACAAUAUGGCUGCUGAAAUGGCAAAGCAAAAGCAAGACAUUGAGGCUAACCAAGCCCUUCUGGAAAAAGAGAAAAAUGAUCUUGAAAAGAAUUGUCUGGAUUUGCAGAGAAGAGAGGAAGAGUUGCAAUCGCAAAUUGCAAAGAUGACGAAAGAGAAAGAAGAAUUUGAUAAAAUCAGGAAAGAAAUAACCAUGAAGGUGCAAGAUGUUGAAGAUCAACAGUCUAUGAUCAAAAAUGUGAAAAAAGAGCUGGAACAAACAAAGGAGAAACUGAAAGAGGACCACGACGCUAUCACUCUUGAAAAGGAAGAGUUAGAGAAUGAGAAAAAACGACUUGACCAAUCAAUGGCCUCUAUGCAGAAGGAAAUGCAGGACAUGAGGAAUGCUCUAGAAAAAGCCAAGAUGGACGUACAAAAUGUGGAGGAAAUUAACAGAAGAUUGGCACAGGAAAUAGAUCAAUGCAGACUUAUUGCUGAAGACACAAAGAAACAAAAGGCUGCCUUGGACAAUAUGGCUGCUGAAAUGGCAAAGCAAAAGCAAGACAUUGAGGCUAACCAAGCCCUUCUGGAAAAAGAGAAAAAUGAUCUUGAAAAGAAUUGUCUGGAUUUGCAGAGAAGAGAGGAAGAGUUGCAAUCGCAAAUUGCAAAGAUGACGAAAGAGAAAGAAGAAUUUGAUAAAAUCAGGAAAGAAAUAACCAUGAAGGUGCAAGAUGUUGAAGAUCAACAGUCUAUGAUCAAAAAUGUGAAAAAAGAGCUGGAACAAACAAAGGAGAAACUGAAAGAGGACCACGACGCUAUCACUCUUGAAAAGGAAGAGUUAGAGAAUGAGAAAAAACGACUUGACCAAUCAAUGGCCUCUAUGCAGAAGGAAAUGCAGGACAUGAGGAACGCUCUAGAAAAAGCCAAGAUGGACGUACAAAACCUGGAGGACAUUAACAGAAGACUGGCACAGGAAAUAGAUGAAUGCAGACUUAUUGCUGAAGACACAAAGAAACAAAAGGCUGCCUUGGACAAUAUGGCUGCUGAAAUGGCAAAGCAAAAGCAAGACAUUGAGGCUAACCAAGCCCUUCUGGAGGAAGACAAAAAUGAUUUUGAAAAGAAUUGUCUGGAUCUGCAGAGAAGAGAAGAGGAGUUGCAAUUGCAAAUUGGAAAGAUGAAGGAAGAGAAAGAAGAAGUUGAUAAAAUCAGGAAAGAAAUAACCAUGAAGGAGCAAGAUGUUGAAGAGCAACAGUCUAUGAUCAACAAUGUGAAGACAGAGCUAGAAAAAAUGAUGGUGAAACUGAAAGAGGACCAAGAAGCUAUGGCUCUUGAAAAGCAAGAGUUAGAGAAUGAGAGACAAAGACUUGAUCAGAAAAACGGAUCUAUGCAGAAGGAAAUGCAGGACAUGAGGAACGCUCUAGAAAAAGCCAAGAUGGACGUACAAAACGUGGAGGAAAUUAACAGACGAUUGGCACAGGAAAUAGAUGAAUGCAGACUUAUUGCUGAAGACACAAAGAAACAAAAGGCUGCCUUGGACAAUAUGGCUGCUGAAAUGGCGAAGCAAAAGCAGAACAUUGAGGCUAACCAAGCCCUUCUGGAAAAAGAGAAAAAUGAUCUUGAAAAGAAUUGUCUGGAUCUGCAGAGAAGAGAGGAGGAGUUGAAAUUGCAAAUUGCAAAGAUGAAGCAAGAGAAAGAAGAAUUUGAUAAAAUUAGGAAAGAAAUAACCAUGAAGGAGCAAGAUGUUGAAGAGCAACAGUCUAUGAUCAAAAAUGUGAAAAAAGAGCUGGAACAAACAAAGGAGAAACUGAAAGAGAACCAAGAAGCUAUAACUCUUGAAAAGGAAGAGUUAGAGAAUGAGAAAAAACGACUUGACCAAUCAAUGGCCUCUAUGCAGAAGGAAAUGCAGGACAUGAGGAACGCUCUAGAAAAAGCCAAGAUGGACAUACAAAACGUGGACGAAAUUAACAGAAGUUUGGCACAGGAAAUAGAUGAAUGCAGACUUAUUGCUGAAGACACAAAGAAACAAAAGGCUGCCUUGGACAAUAUGGCUGCUGAAAUGGCAAAGCAAAAGCAAGACAUUGAGGCUAACCAAGCCCUUCUGGAGGAAGACAAAAAUGAUUUUGAAAAGAAUUGUCUGGAUCUGCAGAGAAGAGAAGAGGAGUUGCAAUUGCAAAUUGGAAAGAUGAAGGAAGAGAAAGAAGAAUUUGAUAAAAUCAGGAAAGAAAUAACCAUGAAGGAGCAAGAUGUUGAAGAGCAACAGUCUAUGAUCAACAAUGUGAAGACAGAGCUAGAAAAAAUGAUGGUGAAACUGAAAGAGGACCAAGAAGCUAUGGCUCUUGAAAAGCAAGAGUUAGAGAAUGAGAGACAAAGACUUGAUCAGAAAAACGGAUCUAUGCAGAAGGAAAUGCAGGACAUGAGGAACGCUCUAGAAAAAGCCAAGAUGGACGUACAAAAUGUGGAGGAAAUUAACAGAAGAUUGGCACAGGAAAUAGAUGAAUGCAGACUUAUUGCUGAAGACACAAAGAAACAAAAGGCUGCCUUGGACAAUAUGGCUGCUGAAAUGGCAAAGCAAAAGCAAGACAUUGAGGCUAACCAAGCCCUUCUGGAAAAAGAGAAAAAUGAUCUUGAAAAGAAUUGUCUGGAUUUGCAGAGAAGAGAGGAAGAGUUGCAAUCGCAAAUUGCAAAGAUGACGAAAGAGAAAGAAGAAUUUGAUAAAAUCAGGAAAGAAAUAACCAUGAAGGUGCAAGAUGUUGAAGAUCAACAGUCUAUGAUCAAAAAUGUGAAAAAAGAGCUGGAACAAACAAAGGAGAAACUGAAAGAGGACCACGACGCUAUCACUCUUGAAAAGGAAGAGUUAGAGAAUGAGAAAAAACGACUUGACCAAUCAAUGGCCUCUAUGCAGAAGGAAAUGCAGGACAUGAGGAAUGCUCUAGAAAAAGCCAAGAUGGACGUACAAAACGUGGAAGAAAUUAACAGAAGUUUGGCACAGGAAAUAGAUGAAUGCAGACUUAUUGCUGAAGACACAAAGAAACAAAAGGCUGCCUUGGACAAUAUGGCUGCUGAAAUGGCAAAGCAAAAGCAAGACAUUGAGGCUAACCAAGCCCUUCUGGAAAAAGAGAAAAAUGAUCUUGAAAAGAAUUGUCUGGAUUUGCAGAGAAGAGAGGAGGAGUUGCAAGCACAAACUGCAAAUAUAACAAAAGAGAAAGAAGAAGUUGAUAAAAUCAGGAAAGAAAUAACCAUGAAGGAGCAAGAUGUUGAAGAGCAACAGUCUAUGAUCAACAAUGUGAAGACAGAGCUAGAAAAAAUGAUGGUGAAACUGAAAGAGGACCAAGAAGCUAUAACUCUUGAAAAGGAAGUUUUAGAGAAUGAGAGAAAAAGACUAGACCAAUCAAUGGCCUCUAUGGAGAAGGAAAUGCAGGACAUGAGGAAUGCUCUAGAAAAAGCCAAGAUGGACGUACAAAAUGUGGAGGAAAUUAACAGAAGAUUGGCACAGGAAAUAGAUGAAUGCAGACUUAUUGCUGAAGACACAAAGAAACAAAUGGCUGCCUUGGACAAUAUGGCUGCUGAAAUGGCAAAACAAAAGCAAGACAUUGAGGCUAAUCAAGCCCUUCUGGAAAAAGAGAAAAAUGAUCUUGAAAAGAAUUGUCUGGAUCUGCAGAGAAGAGAGGAAGAGUUGCAAUCGCAAAUUGCAAAGAUGAAGCAAGAGAAAGAAGAAGUUGAUAAAAUCAGGAAAGAAAUAACCAUGAAGGAGCAAGAUGUUGAAGAGCAACAGUCUAUGAUCAAAAAUGUGAAAAAAGAGCUGGAACAAACAAAGGAGAAACUGAAAGAGGACCACGACGCUAUCACUCUUGAAAAGGAAGAGUUAGAGAAUGAGAAAAAACGACUUGACCAAUCAAUGGCCUCUAUGCAGAAGGAAAUGCAGGACAUGAGGAAUGCUCUAGAAAAAGCCAAGAUGGACGUACAAAAUGUGGAGGAAAUUAACAGAAGACUGGCACAGGAAAUAGAUGAAUGCAGACUUAUUGCUGAAGACACAAAGAAACAAAAGGCUGCCUUGGACAAUAUGGCUGCUGAAAUGGCAAAGCAAAAGCAAGACAUUGAGGCUAACCAAGCCCUUCUGGAGGAAGACAAAAAUGAUUUUGAAAAGAAUUGUCUGGAUCUGCAGAGAAGAGAGGAGGAGUUGCAAGCACAAACUGCAAAUAUAACAAAAGAGAAAGAAGAAGUUGAUAAAAUCAGGAAAGAAAUAACCAUGAAGGAGCAAGAUGUUGAAGAGCAACAGUCUAUGAUCAACAAUGUGAAGACAGAGCUAGAAAAAAUGAUGGUGAAACUGAAAGAGGACCAAGAAGCUAUAACUCUUGAAAAGGAAGUUUUAGAGAAUGAGAGAAAAAGACUAGACCAAUCAAUGGCCUCUAUGGAGAAGGAAAUGCAGGACAUGAGGAACGCUCUAGAAAAAGCCAAGAUGGACGUACAAAAUGUGGAGGAAAUUAACAGAAGAUUGGCACAGGAAAUAGAUGAAUGCAGACUUAUUGCUGAAGACACAAAGAAACAAAAGGCUGCCUUGGACAAUAUGGCUGCUGAAAUGGCAAAGCAAAAGCAAGACAUUGAGGCUAACCAAGCCCUUCUGGAAAAAGAGAAAAAUGAUCUUGAAAAGAAUUGUCUGGAUUUGCAGAGAAGAGAGGAAGAGUUGCAAUCGCAAAUUGCAAAGAUGACGAAAGAGAAAGAAGAAUUUGAUAAAAUCAGGAAAGAAAUAACCAUGAAGGAGCAAGAUGUUGAAGAUCAACAGUCUAUGAUCAAAAAUGUGAAAAAAGAGCUGGAACAAACAAAGGAGAAACUGAAAGAGGACCACAACGCUAUCACUCUUGAAAAGGAAGAGUUAGAGAAUGAGAAAAAACGACUUGACCAAUCAAUGGCCUCUAUGCAGAAGGAAAUGCAGGACAUGAGGAACGCUCUAGAAAAAGCCAAGAUGGACGUACAAAAUGUGGAGGAAAUUAACAGACGAUUGGCACAGGAAAUAGAUGAAUGCAGACUUAUUGCUGAAGACACAAAGAAACAAAUGGCUGCCUUGGACAAUAUGGCUGCUGAAAUGGCAAAACAAAAGCAAGACAUUGAGGCUAACCAAGCCCUUCUGGAAAAAGAGAAAAAUGAUCUUGAAAAGAAUUGUCUGGAUCUGCAGAGAAGAGAGGAAGAGUUGCAAUCGCAAAUUGCAAAGAUGAACCAAGAGAAAGAAGAAGUUGAUAAAAUCAGGAAAGAAAUAACCAUGAAGGAGCAAGAUGUUGAAGAUCAACAGUCUAUGAUCAAAAAUGUGAAAAAAGAGCUGGAACAAAUGAAGGAGAAACUGAAAGAGAACCAAGAAGCUAUAACUCUUGAAAAGAAAGAGUUAGAGAAUGAGAGAAAAAGACUUGACCAAUCAAUGGCCUCUAUGCAGAAGGAAAUGCAGGACAUGAGGAAUGCUCUAGAAAAAGCCAAGAUGGACGUACAAAAUGUGGAGGAAAUUAACAGAAGAUUGGCACAGGAAAUAGAUGAAUGCAGACUUAUUGCUGAAGACACAAAGAAACAAAUGGCUGCCUUGGACAAUAUGGCUGCUGAAAUGGCAAAACAAAAGCAAGACAUUGAGGCUAACCAAGCCCUUCUGGAAAAAGAGAAAAAUGAUCUUGAAAAGAAUUGUCUGGAUCUGCAGAGAAGAGAGGAAGAGUUGCAAUUGCAAAUUGCAAAGAUGAAGCAAGAGAAAGAAGAAUUUGAUAAAAUCAGGAAAGAAAUAACCAUGAAGGAGCAAGAUGUUGAAGAGCAACAGUCUAUGAUCAAAAAUGUGAAAAAAGAGCUGGAACAAACAAAGGAGAAACUGAAAGAGGACCAAGAAGCUAUCACUCUUGAAAAGGAAGAGUUAGAGAAUGAGAAAAAACGACUUGACCAAUCAAUGGCCUCUAUGCAGAAGGAAAUGCAGGACAUGAGGAACGCUCUAGAAAAAGCCAAGAUGGACGUACAAAACGUGGAGGAAAUUAACAGAAGUUUGGCACAGGAAAUAGAUGAAUGCAGACUUAUUGCUGAAGACACAAAGAAACAAAAGGCUGCCUUGGACAAUAUGGCUGCUGAAAUGGCAAAGCAAAAGCAAGACACUGAGGCUAAUCAAGACCUUCUGGAGAAAGAGAAAAAUGAUCUGGAAAAGAAAUGUCUGGAUUUGCAGAGAAGAGAGGAGGAGUUGCAAUCGCAAAUUGCAAAGAUGAAGCAAGAGAAAGAAGAAGUUGAUAAAAUCAGGAAAGAAAUAACCAUGAAGGAGCAAGAUGUUGAAGAGCAACAGUCUAUGAUCAACAAUGUGAAGACAGAGCUAGAAAAAAUGAUGGUGAAACUGAAAGAGGACCAAGAAGCUAUGGCUCUUGAAAAGCAAGAGUUAGAGAAUGAGAGACAAAGACUUGAUCAGAAAAACGGAUCUAUGCAGAAGGAAAUGCAGGACAUGAGGAACGCUCUAGAAAAAGCCAAGAUGGACGUACAAAACGUGGAGGAAAUUAACAGACGAUUGGCACAGGAAAUAGAUGAAUGCAGACUUAUUGCUGAAGACACAAAGAAACAAAAGGCUGCCUUGGACAAUAUGGCUGCUGAAAUGGCGAAGCAAAAGCAGAACAUUGAGGCUAACCAAGCCCUUCUGGAAAAAGAGAAAAAUGAUCUUGAAAAGAAUUGUCUGGAUCUGCAGAGAAGAGAGGAGGAGUUGAAAUUGCAAAUUGCAAAGAUGAAGCAAGAGAAAGAAGAAUUUGAUAAAAUUAGGAAAGAAAUAACCAUGAAGGAGCAAGAUGUUGAAGAGCAACAGUCUAUGAUCAAAAAUGUGAAAAAAGAGCUGGAACAAACAAAGGAGAAACUGAAAGAGAACCAAGAAGCUAUAACUCUUGAAAAGGAAGAGUUAGAGAAUGAGAAAAAACGACUUGACCAAUCAAUGGCCUCUAUGCAGAAGGAAAUGCAGGACAUGAGGAACGCUCUAGAAAAAGCCAAGAUGGACGUACAAAACGUGGACGAAAUUAACAGAAGUUUGGCACAGGAAAUAGAUGAAUGCAGACUUAUUGCUGAAGACACAAAGCAACAGAAGGAUGCCUUGGAGAAGAUUGGUGCUGAAAUGGCAAAGCAAAAGCAAGACACUGAGGCUAAUCAAGACCUUCUGGAGAAAGAGAAAAAUGAUCUGGAAAAGAAAUGUCUGGAUUUGCAGAGAAGAGAGGAGGAGUUGCAAGCACAAACUGCAAAUAUAACAAAAGAGAAAGAAGAAGUUGAUAAAAUCAGGAAAGAAAUAACUAUGAAGGAGCAAGAUGUUGAAGAGCAACAGUCUAUGAUCAACAAUGUGAAGACAGAGCUAGAAAAAAUGAUGGUGAAACUGAAAGAGGACCAAGAAGCUAUGGGUCUUGAAAAGCAAGAGUUAGAGAAUGAGAGACAAAGACUUGAUCAGAAAAACGGAUCUAUGCAGAAGGAAAUGCAGGACAUGAGGAACGCUCUAGAAAAAGCCAAGAUGGACGUACAAAACGUGGAGGAAAUUAACAGACGAUUGGCACAGGAAAUAGAUGAAUGCAGACUUAUUGCUGAAGACACAAAGAAACAAAAGGCUGCCUUGGACAAUAUGGCUGCUGAAAUGGCGAAGCAAAAGCAGAACAUUGAGGCUAACCAAGCCCUUCUGGAAAAAGAGAAAAAUGAUCUUGAAAAGAAUUGUCUGGAUCUGCAGAGAAGAGAGGAAGAGUUGCAAUCGCAAAUUGCAAAGAUGAAGCAAGAGAAAGAAGAAGUUGAUAAAAUUAGGAACGAAAUAACCAUGAAGGAGCAAGAUGUUGAAGAGCAAAAGUCUAUGAUCAAAAAUGUGAAAAAAGAGCUGGAACAAACAAAGGAGAAACUGAAAGAGGACCAAGAAGCUAUCAAUCUUGAAAAGGAAGAGUUAGAGAAUGAGAAAAAAAGACUUGACCAAUCAAUGGCCUCUAUGCAGAAGGAAAUGCAGGACAUGAGGAACGCUCUAGAAAAAGCCAUGAUGGACGUACAAAACCUUGAGGAAAUUAACACAACAUUGGCACAGGAAAUAGAUGAAUGCAGACUUAUUGUUGAAUACACAAUGAAACAGAAGGAUGCCUUGGAGAAGAUGGCUGCUGAAAUGGCAAAGCAAAAGCAAGACAUUGAGACUAAGCAAGCACUUCUGGAGAAAGAGAAAAAUGAUCUUGAAAAGAAUUGUCUGGAUUUUCAGAGAAGAGAGGAGGAGUUGCAAUCGCAGAUCAGACAUCAAAACCAAAAAGAAGACAGUGAAAAACUGGCAAGUGGAGAGUAUGAGAGCAAGGAGAAAACUAAAGACUUGAGUAUAACGAAACGUCAUACAGAAAAUGACAAAGUUGAUCUAGAGGGAACAGAUAAUAUGCUAGUAACAAUCAAAAUAGAUGCUCAAACUCAAACUUAUAUGGAGGCCAAUGAGGAAAGGUUUGGCACAGGAGCUGUGCAAUCCGAUCAAGACAUUUGUCAAGAAACUGACAGUAAACAUCAAAGUGAAAAGAUGGAAAUGAAAAGUAAUUUCAUGGAGCAGAUUAAGUUAGAAACCCAGAGGCUGAGAGAUGAAGCAGACUGUUUAACACAAAUUUGUCAAAGCAGAAGACAAGAACUAUGGCAAAUAGAAGAAGAAUUACAAAACCACAGUGAGAAAAUGCGAAGAAAUGAGAAGCUACAAGAGAUCAAUGUCAAACAAACAUAUCAGCAGGAAGCAAAAUACAAGAAAAAAGACAAAAGCAUACAGUGUAAACUUGAAAUACAUAUGAAAGACACCGAAACCAUGACAGAGCCUACUACUGAACACAAAGUCACCGAGACAGCUAUUACUCACAAGGAUGCUCUGACAGACAAAAACGUCAUUAAAGACAUAAGUAGGACAAUAGAGAACAUGGAGAAAGAACUACAGAAUCGAUUACAAGAAAUUCACAAAAAUGAAAUAAAGAAAGUUGGACUACAGAAAGAAAAAAUCGAGCAGGAGCUGAAGAAAGAUAUGCUUUAUAAUGAAAGAGAAACAGAGAGGCAGAAAAUCACUGAGAAGGAAAAACAAAUCAUUUUGUUAAAGGAGUGUAUGCUUUUAGAGAUCAACCAAUUAAAGAGCAAGAGAAAAGAUUCAAACACCAAAUACCUACAAAGGAUGGAGGAACUCAUCAAUGAAACAGCCACAAUUAAAGACAGAAUCAGGCAUGUGACUGACAAAGCUGUACAAACAGCGACAGAGGAGAGACAAGAGGGGAAUACAAAAGAAGUGGAGGAAUGGUCUGCCAAACAGGUGGAGGGAAUUCGGACAGAAGGACUAACGGAGCUUGCUAGUGCUUCUCUUCAUGUGCUGAGUGAUGACAGGAAUGAGAGACUAAGUAGAAAGGCUCCAAGGGAAGCAAAAACUAAAAAUGUCUUACAAAGACGGGGGCUCCUGCAAUGGCUCAGGCAGUGCUGCAAUUGUUGCCCUAGUGAAAUUAAACAAGAAGAACAAAGCAUUUCAGAUUCUUGAAGUCAAACAAGCAUUGUUCCCACAAUCGAAAUAUAUUAAAUAAGAUUUUUUCUCCCCCCUAAACAAAGCCUUCUACAACUUCAGAUGUUGUAUGAAACUCCUGUGGUAAUUGCUACAUAAGUCAAAAUGGACUUGUGAUUUAUUUUUCACUGAAUGUGAGACAACUUUGUUGUGCUUAUUGUUAUGACUAUUAUGCAUAAAUAAUUAUCUGAAUUAUAUAGUAAUGAACAAUUUAUUAUUUUUAUUGAUAAAUUGACUACUGACCAAUUUUCCAAUUUUCAAUAUUUUAUCAGAUUUUCUGGAUGCAUGCAUGUGUGUGUGUGUGUGUGUGUGUGUGUGUGAGACAUAUCUGGUACAAAUAUACAACUAAUCUGCUUUGCUAUUUGAACUAACUUUUCAUUCUUAUUUGAUGUAGUAUUGUAACACAAUGCUGGAAUAGUUAAAAAACUUUUGUCAUGGCUCCCUGUGUGAUAAGGUUGAAGGUAAAAUGCACAUAUCCAGUAUACCUACAUAUUUCAUCUUACACCCGUAUACUUAUACUUGUAUUGUAGACAAUUAGGAUUCAGGUGCUGGUACCCAAAAAACAAAUUUUUCUAAUUAAGUUAGAAAGACAGCAGGGUCUCCCACACUCCCUCAUGAUUUCAAUGGACAUACCUGUCGGCUGUAAGUAAUAAUUGGUGGCUAAAUCAAACACUAACCUUGCAUAGACAGAGAGCAAGUCUUUCCUAUUCAAGUGUUUGAGGAUGUCACACAGCCAUUGGUUUGGAAACGGUGUUGGCUACAUGGUCAUCGGAGGAGGACUGUGCUAGUCUUCACUAGUCUAAACUGUCAUUGUCAGGUGAUGAGGGAAAGACCUCUGGCUUGAAAGAAUCUGAAUCCCUUAAAGCAUUGAGUCGAUAAGGUCACAAAUUUACAUUGGAAUAUGGAUGAUGUUGCAAACUUACCUUAAAAAACAGUGAGCAGUGAAACAUUAAUUAGUUCACCAGAUUAAAACAUAAAAAUUAGAUUGACAUAGAAACGAGUUAACACUAAUUUUUUAUCCAUCUUUCAAUAAAUGGAACCUUUUGAAUUAAUAAA
This is a messenger RNA of Hemibagrus wyckioides, 27101 nucleotides long. Its product is annotated as extracellular matrix-binding protein ebh. The transcript has 4 exons. The record is from RefSeq and is a predicted model, not a curated record. The coding region runs from base 171 to 26024 and encodes 8617 amino acids. NCBI's taxonomy places the organism in Eukaryota, Metazoa, Chordata, Actinopteri, Siluriformes, Bagridae.